Bolinopsis microptera is the source of this 3135-nucleotide messenger RNA. Its product is annotated as mucin-2-like. Gene Ontology annotation, molecular function: protein binding. Gene Ontology annotation, cellular component: extracellular matrix. The transcript is spliced from 21 exons. The record is from RefSeq and is a predicted model, not a curated record. NCBI's taxonomy places the organism in Eukaryota, Metazoa, Ctenophora, Tentaculata, Lobata, Bolinopsidae. Bases 1 to 3135 code for a protein of 1044 amino acids.
AUGGAAACGAGGACGGUUAAUACCCUGGUUGUUGACCGAUGCAAGCAGGGCGGUGAAACUGUUCCGUGUCCCCGCAUGAGACGUUCGACUGUGGAGAUUCCUAAGACAGAGCAGCGAGUUGUAGUAACAAAACGUGACGUGUGCUGCGCUGGCUGGUCUGGUGACUCUUGCGACACACCGGUGUGCAAGGAGGAGUGUAGAAACGGGGGUUUGUGCUCGGAACCAGGAGUUUGCUCCUGUCCUGAGGGGUUCACUGGUCGUUUUUGUGAGAGGAACGCCCCCGCAGGUGUUCCCGAACAGGUGUACCCUAACCACAACCUUAACCCUAACCCUAACCCUAACCCUAACCCUAACCCUAAACCUCGGAGGGAGGUUGUAUGGAAUUUUUCCUCUGGUUUUCGCAGCUACGGCAGUACUGUUGUGUCUCUAACCAACUUCAACAUUCUCGUUCACGCAACUGAUCUGAGUGUGAGCUGGGACGGAGGCGGUAAUCUUCUGGUAACGGUCUCCAAGGAACACGAGGGUCACUUGUGUGGUAUGUGCGGUGACUUCGACGGUGACCCGAGCGAUGACUUAGUAAAUAAGUUUGGCACGAUAACGACGAACAUUGAGGAGAUAGCUGAAAAUUGGAACAACGAUGAAAAGUGUGAAAGCAUUUCAAUCAUCCCACCUGCCUGCCCUGCUGAUCGCCUCGAAUUCGCCAAACACGACUGUGAACAGAUCAAAACCUACGACACUGAGUGUUGGGACAUUGAAAGCCAUUACAACAAUUGUGUUUCUUCCGUCUGCAACUGUCCGGAGGAAAGGUCUCCGACAGAGUGUGCUUGCUCUUCUCUUGCCUCUUUCUUCGCCAGCAAGUGCCACUCUGAUAUCCACUGGCUACCUGAGUCGGUCUGCUCGGAUCAGUUUUCGUGUGCUGGUGGGUCGGAGUACCAUUCCGUAUUCUCCGGCUGUGAGAAGUCCUGCUCGAAUUAUUAUCUCGACCUGGGCUGUUCCCACACCACGUACGGGUGUUUCUGUCAAGAGGGCAAGGUCCGGGACGCUUACGGUGGUUGUGUCACCCCGGAGGAUUGCACGUGUUUGUACAAUGACGAGAUAUUUACUUCAGGGGAAACUAGGGAUGUAGACUGUAGAACUUGCUACUGUGAGUACGGAAAGUGGACGUGCAGAGAUAAGCCUUGUCUAGGUCAGUGCCACCAAUCCGGUCAGGGUUUCUACCAGACAUUCGACAAGAUGAUGUACACUUUCUACAGUUCCUGCGAACACAUCUUGGCUACGCAAUGUGAUUCCAUGACCCAUUCAAUCCCGAUGAUCCUGAGUUUCGUGUCACUUCCAGCCGAAGAAGAAGAGAUCCCUUAUUCGAACGACCACAUGGUUGUUAGAAAUGGAGCGUCCCACUCGGUCGAGGUGAUGAGUCUCCACUCUGGUAGUAAUCUAAUGACGGUACUGUGGUCUGAGUCUGGGGAGGUUACCGUGUCCAUGCCUAGCUCCUUGCAGGGCAAAACUUGUGGACUUUGUGGAAACUUCGACGAUAUUGAAGCUAACGACAUGACAGCAGCCGGGCACGCUUCAGCCACUAACCUUGAUACUUUUGUUAAAAGUUGGGCUGGACCCUCCUGUGAAGCGGAACCUUGGUUUGAUAAAUCCGUCAAUCCGGCUCAAGAAUACCUGGCUAAAGAACAGUGCUCUAUGCUCUUGCAGAAUUCUGGAUUUACAGCGUGUCACCAGUAUGUUUUACCCACUGACUACUACAACGCGUGUGUAGUGUCAGUUACACACUGUGUGGGAGACAAGGAGAAGUGCUUCUGUGAGGCAGUCACAGCUUACGAGACAGUCUGUGCUUCCAACAUAGCGGCCUCUCUUCACUGGAGAUCUGGUACAAGCUGUGAGGUACUCUGUGAUCGUGAAGACCAGGUAUAUCAGAACUGUGGAAGGUGCGCGCCCACGUGCAAAGACCUGGCCGACAACUCGGACUGUUCACAAGAGUGUACUAAAGGGUGCGCAUGUCCGGAGGGUCAGGCUGAUCACGAAGGAGUAUGUGUGAAAGUUUCUCAGUGCCCUUGUAUUUACAAAGAUUCACUUUACGAAGCAAAUGAGGUGUUUUCUGAAGGGGCAUGUGAAGAAUGUAAGUGUGAGGGUGGCCAGGUGAUAUGCCACGAAAAAACAGAGUGUCUCAUACCACUCCAAGAAGAAGUUGACGGAUCUUGUGAACACGAAGGUGGGACUGUUCCUAAUGGACUGUCGUUUAUGAGGGAUUGCAACAAGUGUGAAUGUUUGAACAGCAAGCUGACCUGUGACACCGCCAUCUGUCCCGGAGAGUGCUUCGCUAGCGGAGACCCCCACUACAAGACAUAUGACGGACUAAUGUACGAGUUUCAGGGUACUUGUGGGUAUGUUCUCUCUCAGAACGUUCCCGGUCAAACUGUUGAGGAUGUAGUGGUUGAUAAAGUUGGGUUCUACCUGAUGGUCGGCUGGUCGGGUGGGGUCCGGGUUCUGUGGAACGGAGGUACUCAAGUGCACGUCCGAGUACAACCAGGCUGGUCUGGAAAACUCCAGGGGCUCUGUGGAAAUUACAAUCUCAAUAAGAAGGACGAUUAUCUAAGCCAGGAUGGGAUGAUCACUGACACUGCUUAUCCUUUCGCUAACUCGUGGAAGAACUUGGAGAAUUGUCCUGAUGUAGAGAAGAACCCAGAGACCCCUUGUGAUAUCCAUCCUGUGAGAAGGAGCUUCGCCGAGACCAUGUGCUCGUUGAUAAAACAGGACCUGUUCGCCAGCUGUCACCCUUUAGUCCCUCCUGGUCCCUACUACGAAAACUGUCUGUUCGACGCGUGCGGGUGUGAUUUAGGAGGUGACUGCACGUGUUACUGUGAGGCUAUAGAGACGUACGUGCAUCAGUGCACGUCGCGUGGCGUGACUAUUAACUGGAGGGUUCAGACUGACGAGUGCCAGGUGAUGUGUGAAUGGCCUAAACAAUACAUCGAAUGUGGACCGGCCUGUCACGACAUCUGCGGAGAGAAAAUCUGUAGGAACUACACAAACAACGAAUGCUUUGAACAGUGCGCCUGUCCAGAGGGACUGGUGGAAAAUGAGGAAGGAAAAUGUGGAGAACCUGACUGCAGUAAGUUGUACACGUAG